Messenger RNA from Amoebophrya sp. A25, 2253 nucleotides. Lineage: Eukaryota; Dinophyceae; Syndiniales; Amoebophryaceae. The record is from the annotation of a GenBank genome assembly.
GUCACGAUAAAACGAGGCACACGUGGUGGAGUCAACGCACCAGAUUUCUGGCGAGUAAAGAAUGAAUGAAGUUGAUAGAUUAUGAAUGUCAAUCGCCUUGAACAGUUACUGGUUCGAGUAUUAUCUUGAAGUUGAUUUUGUGAUACAUUUUAAUUUAGAUAGUUGUGUUGAAGUUGAGUUGUAGAGAAUCAAUAUCAAACAAGUGGCUCUACUUGUUUUCAUCUUGAUGUCUUUCUUAAGCAGUCGCUCGCAUUUGAAACGCAUUAAUCUUUGAAAAGGGGACUUAUAAUUAUAUUUAUAACUGCUACUGCAUCAGGAAAGAUGGCUUCCACCAGUGGUUCUUCGCCGCGAAACAGCGGCAGAAAAUCUGAUGUUUCUCGGCCGGCUUCAUCGCUGUCCCCUUACCUCUACAUCCCUAACGUCAUCGACUAUGGACGGUUGCUAUUGCUGUUUGUCUCCUUCCAUUAUGCAUACACAGACUACGCUAGAGCAGCCUUCUUCUUCGCAAGUUCGGCAUUCUUAGAUGCGUUCGACGGCAUGGCCGCACGACACUUCAACCAAACAUCAGAGAUGGGCGCGGUUUUGGACAUGGUAGUCGAUUUAUAUAUAUCUUUACUUAGACUGACACUGAGUCCCGCUGCAACUGCACAAUCUCAACUCUCCUCCAAUCAAAAUCUGCUGUAGUUCCAGAGUACUAAGCCAGACUCAGGAUUGUAGCUGGUCCGCUCUGGUCUAUCAAAAAUACAUAUGUGCUUCGAGGUAAUCGACCGAUGUUCAACGAACGUUUUCCUUGCGGUACUGGCACACCUUUAUGUGGAUUACGCAAUGGUUUUCUUCUCACUCAUGGUCCUCGACGUUGUGAGCCAUUGGAUACACAUGUACUUUUAUCUUAUAGAUACUUACGCUGAAAAUAUGCAUCACGUCUGAAAAAGAAAAUCAAUGAUACAUCAACAUCGCCCCCUCUACUGAAAAAUAUUGUCUGUAGAUAUACUACUCCUACAGAAGUCGGUCUAGUAUUAUCUAUUUCUCUUGCUUAGCUUAAGCUUGCAUCAAAUAUUCAUAUGAUUUUUCGAGAACAAACCUACAAAUAAAAUUUCGUGUAAUUGCAUGCAGCCUGGAGGAUUUUUUGAUAGCUGAUCAUAAAGAAGGUGACCAAAGGAGAAGGACGUACAUGCAAGAACCGUCAAAGUCGCGAAAGUACUAAUUUCAAAUCAAAAUUUGUUGCAGGUACGCGUCGCUCAGGACAGGUCAGACUAGCCAUAAAGACAUGUCCAAUAGCAACUGUCUGAUUCGAUUGUACUACAAGAACAAGGCCGUGCUGUUUACCGUAUGUCUUGCGGAGCAGAUCGUGUACUGUGCACUCUACGUCAUGUAUUUCACUGCAGAGAACUCGAACUAUAUAGCUUCCAGAAGCGCAGCUGCGAGCGGCGAAGCCCUUGCGUUCCAAGUUUGCACUGCCGCCUUCCUGAUCGCGCUACCACUACAUAUUUUCAAGCAAGCGACGAACUUCCUCCAGAUGUACCAAGCGUUCGAAGCUCUCAAUGCUUGGGACCUCACAAAAGAACGAGCAGCAGGAGGAAGCACACCAGGCUCUGCACGGAACAGAUCAUCACCCCGAUCGUCUUCGAGAACAAAAGCUGCAUAGAACCACAAUAUCAUGUUCAUGAUCCGUAGAACUACAAUUAAAUUAGGCUCUAGGUGGUACAGCAACUUCUACACCAACAUACUCGUACUACACAUCUUCACAUUCAACAUAUUCAUGAUGAUAUGUACUUAUGGUUAUGCUCUCCGGAGAAGUAGAUACUUGAUGUUCAAUAUCGAUAUUGCGAUACUAGAUGCAACCGUCUCUGUGGACACUACAGUGAAUUAUCCAUGAUCCAUACCGAAGUCGAAGAUACAAUUACUUACGUUCCCCACAUCAUGAUACGCAACUUUAUAUCCUUUUCCCCCUGCCGUCUUCAGACGCCAUAAGAUGACUCAUAUUCACAGACAUACAUCACGCACACACCUCACUUUCAGCACCCUACCUCCCACGUACACACUGACUCACUUGACGCAUGAGUCGGCCCCACGCCUACCUGUUUUUGAAACCCGCCUAAACAUAAGCUUCGGUAUGCGUCAGCAUAAACAUAAUUACUUAAUCUGUUCUUUCAAUGUCCAUCAUUAUCAAAGGUCGCAGCUGCCGAGAAGAGCAGGAAGACAGAAUUUGUAGGACAGGAACACGAACAGGACGAAACCGAGGCCAUACCAGAU